Molecule: messenger RNA, 535 nt
Organism: Hermetia illucens (black soldier fly)
Lineage: Eukaryota; Metazoa; Arthropoda; Insecta; Diptera; Stratiomyidae
Product: general odorant-binding protein 99b-like
Exons: 2
Coding region: 109-504 (131 amino acids)
Biological process (GO): sensory perception of smell
Molecular function (GO): odorant binding
Source: RefSeq, a predicted model, not a curated record
GAACUUUCCAUUUUGGACACAGGUUUCUCUAUAAAUAUUCUGCGCAUACCUCCAAAAGUCGUCAGUUGUUAUUUGUACCCCUGGAGCAAAGACAUCGAAACUACCAAAAUGAAACUCUUCAUCGCCCUCUGUGCAGUCAUUGCUGUGGCUUCUGCCGCCUUUAAUAAGGAGGAAUUCUUAAAGAUCCGUGAAGAAUGCCUAAAGUCCGAGAAGGUCCCGGAAGCAGUAAUUGAGAAGUUGAAAAAUCGUGAAUAUGGACAAGACCUGGGCCAUGAGGCCAAAUGCUAUAUUCGUUGUCUAGGACUUAAAACUGGAAUCUGGGAUGAUACCCAUGGUUAUAAUGUUGAUGAGGCCUACGACGAUUUUCAUAGCGCUGGAUUGGAAGUGAGCAAGGACAAUUUGAAGAAAUGUUUCACUUCAACUGGUGACGAUGACAAAUGCGUGUGGGCUGCUAAGGACUUGAAAUGUUUGUGGACAAAUAAAUAUGCGACCAAGAAGGAAUAAAAUAAUUAAAGAGAUUUUCCUAUUUCGCAAA